Molecule: messenger RNA, 3386 nt
Organism: Toxoplasma gondii ME49
Lineage: Eukaryota; Apicomplexa; Conoidasida; Eucoccidiorida; Sarcocystidae
Product: ribosomal protein L15, putative
Exons: 7
Coding region: 651-2567 (638 amino acids)
Biological process (GO): translation
Cellular component (GO): mitochondrial large ribosomal subunit
Molecular function (GO): structural constituent of ribosome
Source: RefSeq, a predicted model, not a curated record
CUGUCUGGACGUUGUUCAUAACUCGUCCAUUGUCGAGCGACUCCUUUUGAUUUUCCGUGUUCUGCUAUAACGCAUUGCUUCUCCCGCACAUAGUCUGGUUCGACAAGUCGUGCCGAGCAGCCCCUGAAGCGCUGUCCAAGGUCGGGCUUCGACGGUGUCACAACAUACAGAUUUGCGUUUUCGGUCGAGAGACUACAGUUUUCCCAGCGAUCUCAUUUACUGGGUGAUCGGGAGGCCUCGCACUAACUCAGCUAGUUACGCCCUAACUUUGCACACGAAUUCGAUUAUCGUCGCCUGGCAGCCAGAACCGGCGGUGAAUUGGGCCAGACAACGCACGCAUGAAUGCCGUUCUUGUGUGGUGAAACACCCGGAUGAUGUUCAUUUCUUCCAACGUUUUCCAACACAAAGAAGGCACUCUCGGACGUGAUCUCUCGGCUGGGCAUAAGUCGGGUACUGUCCUGGUGCUGCACCCGUUGCCAUCACUCAAAGAGGGAGAGAAACCCGCCGAAAAGAAGACACUGGGCCAGUAGACCAGGCAUUCUCCCGUGGCUGUUCUUCUGCCUUUCGCCACCCUAAAACGAAACUUGUUUGCCUCACUUUAUUGAAGUUCUUUUUCGCGCGUCUCCAGUUUCCUCCCCCUUGUCCCAACGAUGGGACAAGCGGGGGUGAGCCCCCGCUUUUCGGCGUGUCUUUCGAGGAGCGCGAAGCAGAGCGUAACCCUAAGGAACCAUUAUUCUAUGCGUGUGGCGUCGGGCCCAUGUUUAGCGCCAUGCAGUCUUAUAUAUUCGCGUUGUUUACUGCCGCUUCCAGUUCGCACCGUCCCUGUUUCGUCGUCCCUGGUCUGGGGCACCUCACGGUCCCCCGUUGCUGCUUUUUGUCUUCGCCCGCUGUCCUCUGUCUCCUCUUGUGUCCCUCGUUUCCCCAGCUCUUCGCGAAACCCUGAGUCUCCUCGUCUGUCGACGGGGCUUCGCUCUCCUCCCGGGUCCUUCCUGGAUCCGACAUCUCAAAUGCGACAAGUCGCGCGAGGGUCUUGCCAGUCUUUCUCGUCGCUGAACCUUCAGAACGCUUCCUUCCACUCCUGUUAUAUGUUUAUCUCCCGCUCUCUCCCGGCGCAUCUUGUUCCACGUGUCUCAAGUGCAUGCGUGGCUUCCUCAGUCGCGUCUCCGCCUUGUCUCUCGCCCUGCGGUAUCACUGCAGUUCCCUUGCGGCGAGGGGGUUUGGCCCCACACGCUAAAGAGCCUGUCCGUGGCACCUGCACAGACCGCGAGAUUUCUGCUUCUUCCUAUGCUGCCGCAUCUGUCUAUCCUAAAGGGUACGGCCGCGGCACCGUCCCUGCCGUCUCCGUUUCACCUUCCUCAUCUGCUUAUCUUCUCGCUCCUUGUGAAUCUGCCCACACUCGUGUGGCCUCGUAUGUCGCCGCCGCAGGUGGCGUGCCUAGGCGCGGCUCGUCACCCUUUUGUCGUCCCUUUUGCCGGUUGUCGCAGCCGCGCCUAGAAUCUGGGGGUCCCCCAGGAGCCGCAGAGAGAGACACAGAUCGAGUGAAGAAAGAAGGUGGACGACACAGGGAAGGGAGAAAUGCAGAGCGCGGAGACGCAGACGGUGGAACGAGUGCACUGCGAGUCACGCGAGAGCAGUUCCAUGAUGGGUCUAGGGGCCUGUUUCGCCCGCAUCCCUUCAAUCGACGUUUCGCCAGGGUUCGCAAGCCUGUCUUUCCGAUAGAGGCAAGAAACCUAAGGCUUAUGUACAAGCGCAAAUCGAAGCGACGCCGAGGAAGGGGAGACAAAAGCAACGCGAAGGGUAUCAGAUGGAAGCACGUUCACCAGCAGGCUGGACGCUACAAGGGCCCUCGAAGUCGCACGUUUGAGGGUGGGAAGCUGCCUCUUUACAGACGCAUUCCCAAGUGGCCAGAUGCCUGGCUUGCCCGGCAGCGGAAGGUGCUGGAGCCUCUGAACCUGGCAAAGCUGCGGACAUUCAUUGAGAGCGGUCGCCUCGAUACGAGAUUCACCAUCACCCAGCGGCAUCUGAACGACAGUCGAUGUGUGAAAGUGAAGAACGGCGUUAGCCUUUUCAAUGUGAACGAUUACCCCUUCCCCUACAAAAUCAGCAUUGAAGUGGCAGGCGCCGAUCAGUCGUCGAUUGACGCCAUUCGCCGUGUUGGCGGCGAGGUCAUCAUUGUCUAUCGGAAUCGUCUCAAUCUGCGGGCUCACAUUAAACCCUACAAGUUUGAGGUUCUUCCCAAAACAGCGAGACCGAAUCUGGAAAUGGUACACUAUCUGGAGAAGAUGCGAGCACGCGGCUGCGUUGUGAAAUACGUGAAGCCCCAGUGGCUGAUUGAUGAAGAGAAAAGCUUAAAGACGGAGCUUGCGGAGUUCGAGGCAGAAGCUCUUAUUGCGAAAGGGGAAGCUAUUGAGAGAGGCGACCCUGAUUUGCGCGAGAGCGUCGACGACCUGCAACAGCGCCUCCUGAAGCGCUUCCGCCUGCGGGAGACGCGCGCGGCGGAGUUGCUCCGCCACCAGGAGGCUGGCGAAAAGGACCAGGCAGCAGUGGAUGAAGAAACGAGAGAGUGACUGGCGUGCAUGCAAGGGCGAGACCGUGUAGAAAAGUAGCGACUUAAGAGUGAUGAUUCUCGCCUCCCCGAGAGAGGAACGCGGGAACCGGUGCGACCUAUAGCGAGAACAAAAGGUCCACGAGAACUUUCCGCAAUCUGAAAAGAAGUUCAAGAGCGAACACGUGCCACACACCUACUCGGGGAGAGCUGGAUGGCUGGAUAACAAGCGACCGGGCUUUUGGGGUCGGGGUGGUUCUUUUUUCACACCGAAAGGCGAAAGACUCUAGCCCAUUCUUCGGCGGCGCCGAUGUGGAAGGCGGCGAUGACUACUCGAGUGAUCUAGUGAUGCUCGUCAAUUGCCCGUUUCACCCGGGAUAGGAGCCCCAGGCUCUGCAGUGUCUAAUGCCACCCGAAUGCUUUUUGCAAUGUCGAUGGCGUGGUGGGCCUUCAGGCCAUCACAUGCACGGAUAUAUUUACAUAUACGUCUUUGUAUAUGUAUGUAUACGCAUGCCUCUUGACGUAUAUAUAUACAUAUAUAUAUAUAUAUAUAUAUAUAUGCAGAUAUCGAUAUAUUUGGAUUCGAGGCCUUCAGGAGCAUCUUUGAAGAGGCAGGGUGUUCAACAAUGUCACUUCUUGCCGCCGUUUGGCAGAGACGUAAUAUCUUUCGUCGAGGCAGCGGCCUCCUGCCGUCGAGUUCUCUUCUGUCUUCAGUGCAUAGGAGCGACACCAGGAAAGCGUCACUUGCUCGAGCCUGUUUUUUUUCGAGAGGUGCGGGUCCACCGUCCUGCACAUCGACGGGGAAGAACACGCAGGACUCUUCUCGAAACUGAAGUUACUC